GCACUCGAAUGCCGGACAAAAACAAAAGCUUUGAGACAGGAGUACAAGAGGGUCGCGGCACACAAUGGAAGAUCGGGAAAUGCCCCUGCAACAUGCCCUUUCUAUGCACAGCUUGCAAGAAUUUUCAGAGGGGAUGCAAGCAUACGGCCACAAAGGGUGGCAAGAAGUCUUAACCUGCAGUCGGUGAGCAAUGCCGACCCCAUGGGGGAAGAUCGGUCGAACCAUGGCGUUCCCGCUCCAUGGGAGGGAUCAGAGGAACUAUUCACACAUCCAAUGGUCACUCUACAUCUUCAGGCGGUCCCCGCUUCCACUCCCAAUGAUUCAGGUUCUUCCACAGAACAAGAAACAUCAAUCGGAGAAGCCCCCCCAAUGGACAUGACCGAUCCAGAGGAUGAAAAUGCCGCAGACGAUCCAGAUUUAACUCAGAUAGAGGAGUUCCCGGAGGUGACAGGACAGGGUGCAGAGGAUCCGCAAGGAGAUCUGAACAAUCCACCAGCAGUGGAACAACCGCAGGUCCCCACGGCACAACUGUCUCCUGCUACACGCUUAGAAAAGGCGCGCACCAGAACCAGGCGCGUCUCUGUCCUCACCAACGUUGCAGAGAGAAUGCUAUCUCAGGCACAGAGGGAGGAACAGAACAACAGAAAGGAACGUGGAGAAAUUCUGGAGGCAACCAGCCAUUGGCGUGCAGCCAUGGAAUCAGAGACAAGAUGGCACGAGGACAUUAUCAGGGAGGCAAGAGAGGAUCGUAGGGCUUUUAUUGAGGCACAAUCACAAAAUAUGGAGGGGCUUAAUAGGGCUGUUGGUGCCCUCAGCUCCUUGACUGAACUCUUUGUCAGGGAGCAAAGAGCAGGCCCGGUUGCAGAAACUUCCCAAAAUGCCAACAGCAAAACACGCGAUAACGAUCAUGAUAAGGCACCACUAAGAAAAAGGGCUCGGAUCAUUAAAAAGAGAGAAAGAUAUGAUCCAUCCCUCUGA
Messenger RNA from Eublepharis macularius, 978 nucleotides. RefSeq lists its product as uncharacterized. The coding region runs from base 202 to 978 and encodes 258 amino acids. The record is from RefSeq and is a predicted model, not a curated record. NCBI's taxonomy places the organism in Eukaryota, Metazoa, Chordata, Lepidosauria, Squamata, Eublepharidae. The transcript has 4 exons.